Molecule: messenger RNA, 917 nt
Organism: Musca vetustissima
Lineage: Eukaryota; Metazoa; Arthropoda; Insecta; Diptera; Muscidae
Product: CD82 antigen
Exons: 5
Coding region: 19-825 (268 amino acids)
Cellular component (GO): membrane
Source: RefSeq, a predicted model, not a curated record
AUCACAGCAUUACCAAAAAUGGGUCUCAACGGUUGCUGUUCAUGUGUGAAAUUUUUAAUGGUCCUUUUUAAUAUAUUAUUUUGGAUAAUCGGUUUGACAAUUGUUAUUGCCACGGCAUGGAUGCUGACAGAUCCCACCUUUGUUCUGUCCAUGACACAGACCUAUUAUCACUAUUACAUAGCGCUCUAUGUGAUCUUGGGUAUUGGCGUUCUCAUUACCAUUGGUGCUCUCUUCGGUUGCUGUGGUGUUCUUAAAGAAUCGCAAUGUUUGCUGGUGUUGUUCUUCUGUGUGAUACUGGUGGUAAUGGUGGCACAAAUCGCUGCCGGUGCCUGGGCAUUCCACAAUAAAGACAAACUGGAUGAUAUCGUUCGAGCCUCUGUGAAAUAUUCGGUGCAGGAGGAAUAUGGCCAGUCGAGUAUGAGUUCGCGUACAGUGACAUUUGAUACCAUACAAAAGAAUCUCCAAUGCUGUGGUGCUGAUGGUCCGGCCGAUUGGGCAACCAGCCGUUUCAAUAAUGUGGAUCGCACAAAUAUUGUCGAUAUUGCCAUCUCAUCGAUGAAUGUCUUCUAUAACAUUCCAGAAUCAUGCUGUAAAGAUGAAUUGAAAGAGAAUGUGUGUGAAAUGUCGAGGAAAUUGAAAUUCGGUGGUACCCUCAAUCCGGCCAUACAUCAACAGGGCUGUGUGGACAAACUCAUCGAGGUGAUCUAUGAAAAUUGGGUAUUGCUGUUCGGCAUAACCGGUGGCAUUGUCUUGCUGGAAUUGUUGGCCUUGACCUUGUCCUUGAGCUUGUGCUGUGCCGUGAGAAGUCAGCAAUACAAGGCCUGAGAAUUACAGAAUUCCCAUAGGGAAAUAUCAGACGAUGAAAAAUACUAACCGUAUUCUAUAAGGCAGCAGCAGCUGCAGCAACAACAUCAGCA